AUGAGGGUGGCAGUGGGCAUGCUCUGGCUCCUGGCCCUUGGAGGGCUCCCCCUGGCCCGGGACGCCUGCCCCUCUCAGUGCAGCUGCAGCCUCCACGUCCUGGGCGAUGGCAGCAAAGCCAGGACGGUGGUGUGCAACGACCCUGACAUGACCCUGCCUCCCGCGUCUGUCCCUCCGGACACCUCCAGACUGCGCCUGGAGCGAACGGCCAUUCGCAGGGUGCCCGGGGAUGCCUUCAAGCCGCUGGGCCGCCUGGAGCAGCUGUGGCUGCCCUACAACGCCCUCAGCGAGCUCAGCGCCCUGAUGCUGAGGGGCCUCCGCCGCCUGCGCGAGCUGCGCAUGCCCGGGAACCGCCUGGCCGCCUUCCCCUGGGCGGCGCUCAGGGACGCUCCCCAGCUGCGGCUGCUGGACCUGCAGGCCAACUGCCUGUUGGCUGUGCCGCCGGAGGCCGCGCGCUUCCUGGGGAACCUCACCUUCCUCGACCUCUCCAGCAACCAGCUGCUGAGGCUCCCGCAGGAGCUGCUCGCCACCUGGGCUCGCCUGCAGGCCGGACCCUUCCUUCCCGGCCACCACGCCAGGCUGGUCCUAGGGCUGCAGGACAACCCCUGGGUGUGUGACUGCCGACUCUAUGACCUGGUCCAUUUCCUGGAGGGCUGGGCCCCAAACCUGGCCUUCAUAGAGGCCAGACUGAGGUGUGCCAGUCCGCGCAGCCUGGCCGGAGUCGCCUUCAGCCAGCUGGAACUGAGGAAGUGCCAGAGUCCGGAGCUCCGUCCGGGGGUGGCCAGCAUCAGGUCCCCUUUGGGCAGCGCAGUAUUGCUACGUUGUGGGGCCACCGGGGUCCCUGGGCCCGAGAUGAGCUGGAGCAGGGCCAACGGGCACCCACUCAACGGUACAGUGCACCAGGAAGUCUCCGGUGACGGCACGAGCUGGACUCUGCUGGGCCUGCCUGCCGUGUCCCACCUUGACUCUGGAGACUACAUCUGCCAGGCCAAGAACUUCCUGGGAGCCUCUGAGACUCUCAUCUCCCUGGUCGUCACUGAGCCCCAGACGUCCACGGAACACAGCGGGAGCCCAGGAGCACUCUGGGCAAGGACAGGUGGAGGGGCAGAAGCUGCUGCCUACAAUAAGAUGGUGGCCAGGCACGUCCCCCACAUCCCCGAGCCUGCUGCCCCGGCCACUGGGCCCCCUGUGCCCAACAUGAAGGAGCAACUGACCCUCCAGCACUUCCAGAUGGGGGCCCCAGGAGAGCACUUGGAUGUGCAGGCAGGACCCCAGGAGGCCCAGAGGGUGAGCGCUCUCAAGGUGGUGGGAGACACUUACCAGAGCGUGACCUUGGUGUGGAAGGCCCCCCAGGCUGGGAACACAACUGCCUUCAGUGUCCUGUACGCGGUCUUCGGGCAGCGCGACAUGCGGCGGGUGGUCGUGCAGCCUGGGAAGACCAGCGUCACCCUCCGCGGGCUGGUACCCAAGCUCAAGUACGUGGCGUGCGUCUGCGUGCGGGGCCUGGUGCCCCGGAAGGAGCAGUGCGUCAUCUUCUCCACCGACGAGGUGGCGGACGCCGAGGGCACCCAGCGGCUCAUCAACGUGGUGGUGAUCAGCGUGGCCGCCGUCAUCGCCCUGCCCCUCACGCUGCUCGUCUGCUGCGGCGCGCUCCGGAGGCGCUGGCGCAAGUGCCGCACCGGGGGCGCCGCCGAGGCCACAGGUGCCUACGUCACCCUGGAGAGGCUGGGCCACAGCGAGGACGGCUCGGAGGAGCUGUCCCAGCAGAGCCUCAGCGAGGCCGACAGGCUCCUCUCCGCCCGUUCCAGCCUGGACUCUCAGGCUCUGGGGACCAGGGCGGGCCGACGGAUCAACGAGUACUUCUGCUGAGGGCCGUGUUCCCGCCGCGCACAGAGAUGCCUACACACCUGCUCCCGUUCGCUCUCCCUCUUCUUCCACAGCCUCACACCUGAGUCCAUGCUCACCCGCUCUUACCCACUUGGGUACCUGCUUACUGAUACAUUUACACCAACAACAGCAGCUAACACUUAC
Molecule: messenger RNA, 2031 nt
Organism: Camelus dromedarius (Arabian camel)
Lineage: Eukaryota; Metazoa; Chordata; Mammalia; Artiodactyla; Camelidae
Gene: LRIT1
Product: leucine rich repeat, Ig-like and transmembrane domains 1
Exons: 4
Coding region: 1-1869 (622 amino acids)
Cellular component (GO): endoplasmic reticulum membrane
Molecular function (GO): protein binding
Source: RefSeq, a predicted model, not a curated record